Messenger RNA from Sinocyclocheilus grahami, 3890 nucleotides. RefSeq names its product c-Maf inducing protein (gene cmip). The coding region runs from base 503 to 2875 and encodes 790 amino acids. The transcript has 21 exons. NCBI's taxonomy places the organism in Eukaryota, Metazoa, Chordata, Actinopteri, Cypriniformes, Cyprinidae. Gene Ontology annotation, cellular component: nucleoplasm; cytosol. The record is from RefSeq and is a predicted model, not a curated record.
UAUCACAUGAACGAGCCGGGACCAAUCCACACGCAGCCCUGUCGAGGCUAAGCUCUCGGUUCCUCCACCGAGGUAGAGAGGGGGGAAAAGACAGAAAAGGGAACCAUGACUCCGAGCAUCUGAAGAACAAAUAAAAUUGAACGCAGCGUGGAUCUCGUACCUGGUAAUUGUUUCGUAUUCGAAGCGGGAAGAUUGGAAUAAUAUGCAGUGGAGAGAGGCGGAAGGGAUACGGCAAUGGCUCGAACAUAUUGAAUAGCUCGCGACGCUCAAAGGAAAGACAUUAUACUUCAUCGAACCUUCCUCAUCUUGACGGGCUCAUUUAAUGGCUUCAAUCCUCGCCGUCACCGACCCUUGUCUUUUGCGUACCACUGUUGAGGUUGAGUCAGGGUGGAUCGCGUGAGCCUCUAUAUGCCAAACACCGGAACGAGCAUUAUUCGGCCUCGAAAUCAAAAGACAGCCACCUGAUCUGAUUCAACGCCGUCGGUUUUCGCUGAGGGGAAUCAUGGAUUUUAACGGGAGCGGCGGGGGAAAUGAGCUGCACAACAAUCAGUUUUAUCCGUCCGAAGAGAGUAAGCCUCUGCUGGGGGAAAUAUCCGCGCAGCAGCCGCCGCCGCCGGAGGGGAAUAAUAAUCACAAAGCGGGGCCCUGCAGCAAGAGGAGCCUUCUACACAGCAGCAGCGGCAUGAGAUACAAACUGCUCCAGGAGGGGGACAUCCAGGUGUGCAUGGUAAAACACCCGCGGACCUUCCUCAGUAAGAUUUUCACCUCCAAAUAUUUACGGAGGUGGGAGCCGCACCACCUCGCCUUGACGGACAGCAGCCUGGUGUCUGCCACGCCUACAGGAUACAUGGAGGCCCCUCUGUCUUACAGCACUAUCGAGGACCUACAGCUGUUGUCCUGGGACAACGCCCCCAAAUACUGUGUCCAGCUAAGCUUCCCUGGAGGGACAGUCCUCCUGCAGGCUGCUAACAGCUAUCUGCGGGACCAGUGGUUUCACUCCAUACAGUGGAAGAAAAAGAUCUACAAGUACCGCAAGGUUCUGAAUAACCCGAGCCGCUGGGACGUGGUUCUGAAGGAGAUCAGGGCCCUGGUGGAUAUGGCCCUCACCUCACCUCUGCAGGACGACUCCAUCCAUCAGGCCCCGCUGCACAUCAUCUCCACCCUGCUUGCUGAGAACACUAACCUCAGCGCUCAGGACUAUGAGAACAUCAUUGUGGCCAUCGCACCCUUGCUGGAGAAUAACCACCCUCCCCCUGACCUGUGUGAAUUCUUCUGCCAGCACUGUAGGGAGCGUCCUCGGUCGAUGGUGGUGAUUGAAGUGUUCACUCCUGUGGUUCAGAGAAUCCUCAAACACAACAUGGACUUUGGGAAAUGCCCCAGACUCCGUCUCUUUACUCAAGAGUAUAUUUUGGCUCUGAAUGAGCUUAACGCUGGCAUGGAAGUGGUCAAGAAGUUCAUUCACAGCAUGCACGGUCCCACCGGACAGUGCCCUCAUCCUCGGGUUCUCCCCAAUCUCGUGGCGGUGUGCCUAGCUGCCAUCUACUCUUGCUACGAAGAAUUCAUCAACAGUCGGGACAACUCUCCCAGUCUCAAGGAAAUCCGAAACGGUUGUCAGCAGCAAAGUGAAAGGAAGCCGCCCAUGCCUUUACGCCUGCUGCGGCCCGAGCCGCCCACGCCACCCCCGACUACCACCCUGUCCCCACCCCCGGCCCUGCCCCUCUCACCACCACCUUCCAUCGUCAAUUCCAGCGAGAUCCUGGUAGAGCUGGAGCGCAACAACAACACCACUAACACACUGCGCAAGGCCCCCGCAGAAGGCGACAGCGAGCCCAACCUGAUCGACUGUCUACUUGUCAGCCCCGCGCUCAAUGCCCUGUCCAUUCAGCUGCCUGCUCACGCCAACAGAGUGCUGGGAUGUUUCGCCCUCAUCCUUAAAAUGCUAUCAGACUACGAUGACUGGAGACCAGCACUGGCCAGCCUGCUUCAACCAAUCCCCUUCCCGAAAGAGGCCCUUGCACAUGCCAAAUUCACAAAAGAGCUGAAAUAUGUCAUUCAGAGGUUUGCUGAAGAUCCCAGACAAGAGGUCCAUUCCUGUUUGCUCAGCGUGCGCUCUGGAAAAGACGGGUGGUUCCAGCUCUACAGUCCAGGAGGCGUAGCUUGCGACGAUGACGGAGAGCUGUUUGCUAGCAUGGUCCACAUCCUCAUGGGCUCCUGCUACAAGACGAAGAAAUUUCUCCUGUCGCUGGCUGAAAAUAAACUGGGACCAUGCAUGCUCUUGGCCCUGCGGGGGAACCAGACCAUGGUGGAGAUCCUGUGUUUGAUGCUGGAGUACAACAUCAUAGAGAACAAGGACACUCAGCUACAGAUCAUCUCCACCCUGGAGAGCACCCAGGUCGGCCUGCGCAUGUACGAGCAGCUGUGCGACAGACAGAGGGAGCUUAAAGAACUGCAAAGAAAAGGCGGCCCUACUCGACUCACUCUGCCAUCUAAAUCGACGGAUGCCGACUUGGCUCGUCUGCUGAGCUCCGGUUCCUUCGGCAAUCUGGAGAACCUCAGCUUGGCGUUCACCAACGUCACCAGUGCCUGUGCUGAACAGCUCAUCAAACUGCCAUCCCUCAAACAGCUUAACCUGUGGUCCACCCAGUUUGGAGAUGCUGGGCUCCGUUUGCUUUCGGAGCAUCUGGCCUGUCUGCAGGUUUUGAACUUGUGUGAGACUCCAGUCACGGAUGCUGGCCUGCUCUCCCUCAGCUCAAUGAAAAGCCUGUGCAGCCUGAAUAUGAACAGUACUAAACUCACAGCGGACACAUAUGAAGACCUGAAGGCCAAACUACCCAAUCUAAAGGAAGUGGAUGUUCGCUACACAGAGGCGUGGUGAACACGAUGCUCGAGGAGAUUUAUAGACAGGAAAUUGCCGACACAUCACCUGAACACAACAUAAUCAAGAAGCAAGGACUGUGUUUAUAGGAACAUCAUUCAAACGACAAGGACCUUCUGAUAAUAUCAUAAAUGCUCAAGAAUCAUCUAGUGUCUCAUCCGAGGAUGCUCUUCGCAGCGGCAUCAAAAUGCAAGAAUAUGUCCCGUGACAUCAUCAAACAGCACAGGAACCUUUCUAACGACAUCACCAGGGGACUCUUUCCUCUGUCUCGUUCUCGCCUUUAUCUCGGACCCUUCAGAGGAACCGUGUCCCUCGUCUUAACCCAUAACUGGCGUCUCUUUUUGUCCCCCGGAAGACAUCAGACCACCUGGAUACAUUUCCCCUGUGGUACCAGCGUCUGGUGAAGGCCUGAAUAUUUCCGAGCCACAUUCCAGUACAGUUUUGAUAUCACUUCCUGCGUGGAAAGCCAAUUUCCACUUAUUUUUAGUUUUUUCUUGUUACAUGUGUGCUUGGUCCUCUCGGUUCAGAGUCCAUAAUUUUUGCAUCCUCACAGAGAUUUCUGGUGUAAAAUGUGUCUGUUAACAAUGUUCACGUUCAUCUCUAUAUCUCUAUCGCUCUGAAAAUCUUUUUUUUAUCAACUUGAAUAAGCAUAUUUUUCCAUACACUGCUUUCAUAUACGUGUGUGUUUGUAAAGAAAAUCGACGUAUCCCCAUUUUUAAUGCGGACAUUUCUGGGGCUUCGCUCAAAAAAAAAAUUCCUUUCCCUUCCUCUGCUCUCUUCUUUUUUUUUUAGCCACAUUGUACAGUGUAAUUUUAAUUUCACACCCGUAUUUAAGAGAACAUCGUCCAGGAAGUAGUCUGGGACUACUUUGUAUUUAUGAGCCCCUCUUUCUCGUCCUAUUUUCUUUUAUUAAGUUCUUUUGUCAAGCAUACUGAACCAAGAUGGUGCCUAAAACAUUUUCUGUAAAGAUUGCAUCACCUAGCAACGUCAGCUUAGUUGUACAUAGAUACAUUAU